Etheostoma spectabile (orangethroat darter) is the source of this 6760-nucleotide messenger RNA. It is a transcript of the gene radil, whose product is annotated as Ras association and DIL domains. Lineage: Eukaryota; Metazoa; Chordata; Actinopteri; Perciformes; Percidae. The record is from RefSeq and is a predicted model, not a curated record. Gene Ontology annotation, biological process: neural crest cell migration; substrate adhesion-dependent cell spreading; signal transduction. Gene Ontology annotation, cellular component: microtubule. Gene Ontology annotation, molecular function: GTPase binding.
GGAGGCAGCGGGCAUUGCUGGACACUCGGCGGAGGUGUGCGGACAGAAACAGGAGCCCUCGGCGGUUGAUGGUUGUCCAAGUUAACGGGUUUUGGGGUAUGUGCGUGGCUGCCCCGGACGGUUGGGUGUUGCUCGCCAGGGUUCCCGUUUCCCCCCUGUUUUUGCCGGGGAUCUUAAGGGAGACGGAAUGAGAGAGAAGCCAAGAAGGAUUCCCCAGCACUAUGGAGCCACGCAUUGCAGGCAGCUGUGAAAGGUGACAGUGAAAUGAAUAGCAUCUGACCCUCAACUGUAAACCUUUACCUGGUGCUGCUGCCCAUCGCAGUGACAAUACGUAACAGUAUCAAGAUCUACAAAUGUUCCACAAUUGUGGAGUUUGUGAAGCCAACAGCAGCAUCAUGUUCUACGGUUCUUCCUCUGGGGCCAGUAUGUCCCUACCGUCCAAGAGCCGCCUGAAACGCCAGAGCAGGACAUUCACACAGGUCCUGUAUCGUACUCUGAGUUACAGAGACCGUGUCCCAGUAGAAACUGGGACAAACACUCGUGUGGACCGGCGCUCGAUGACUGAACCCCCAGAGCGACCGGCGGACGACCCUGCUGAACUCUCCACGCAGAGCUCAGCCCCUGGGGUACUAAAGAUUUUUGGAGAUGAAAUUUGUGCCGGUGCCAACUACAAGAGUGUCCUGGCCACGCCGCGCUCCAGUGCGCAGGAGCUGGUGAAAGAGGCACUCGAGCGUUACUCUCUCAACAAGAACGCUGCCCACUCUUACGUCCUGUGUGACGUGAUUGGGCGUUUGGAGGGGGGAGGCGGGAUAGGAGGAGGGGGUUGGCGAACUGAAUGCCUGCGUGCAAUGGGGGACAAUGAAAAGCCACUGUUGCUCCAAGAGCUUUGGAAACCCAGAGAAGGACACGCUCGCAGAUUUGAGCUGCGGAGGAGAGCAGAGGUGGAGGAAUUCAACGCCAAGGAGAAGGACACCAUCACUGCUGGGCCCAAAACCUCCCAAUUCCUGGCGGCUCUAAUGGGUCGGUCUGGGCUGGGCAAACACAGGAGCUCCCCCCUGCGGUUUGGUCGAGCGGUACAGUCCAGCUCUAAAGAUAUUAAUGCUCAGGCUCGUAAGCUCCAGAGGAACAGGGCGAAGGGGACGCUGACCCUGCCCCGAUCUAGCAACUCAUCCUUCUGCCGCAGCCUCAGCGAGACUAGCCUCAACCAGCUGGGCGUCGGAGAUGAACCCAAGCGUUAUUACUCCACCCUGCCAGGGCCCUUAAGGGGUCGAGAACGUGAAGCGGCUUCCAGCAGCCGGAGGAAAGAGGAGGGGAGUCAGGGAGGAGGAGGGGUGAGGCACUCGCUUUACCAGUCCCCACACCUCCUGCUGCUACAGGGAUACAAUCGACAGGACUGUUUGGUGUACCUGCUGAACCGAGAGCAGCACACAGUUGGUCAGGAGACUCCAUCAGCUCGCCCCAACAUCUGCCUCUUCUCUCCUGACAUCCUGCCCCUCCACUGCCGCCUGCGACGAGUCCCUGCACCCCGUCGGAAUGCCAACAGCAACAACAAGGGAGAGGAGCAGGGGGACAGCCAGCGGUCCUGUGUUGCAGUUGAGCCGGUGCUCCACGCCACAGUUCUGGUGAACUUUUCCCGCUGCGAGCGCUCCACCACGCUGCGACACGGUGACCUCCUCUCCUUCGGAGCGCAUUACAUCUUCCUGUACAAGGACCCCACAGGCGCUAAGCCUUUGCCUGCUCAGACCUUGGCACGCCUUCGCUCCCUGGGGCAGCUUUAUGACGCAGGGGUGGAGGAGGGAGAGGGCAGUGCUCAGACUUGUAAGAUGUGUGGUUCUGUACUGAAGGACAGAACAGCGGUGUCAAGUGUUCCUGCAGUCAGACGCAGCUUCAAACCUCACCUGGUAAAACCCCGCAGCGGGGGGCCAGCAACGGGAGGGCCCCUUAGUUUUUCAGGAGGAGGAAGAGGAGGAGGAGGAGGAGGAGGAGGAGGUCAGAAAAGAAGACUACAGUUGGACUUUGACCAGGCUCAUGAAGACCAGCUGUUGAACAGGAUUGUGUCUCUCAUAGAACCUGGAGGAGAUGACCAUAAACUGACACCUGCCUACCUGCUGUGUCUGUGCAUACAACACUCUGCUUCAACCUUCCCACCUGGGAGUUUUGGAAAACUACUGCUCAAGAUAGUCCGGCGAAUUCAGACCAUUGCAUGGGAGAGGACAAAGGAGCUGGCUCAGAAGCAAGCUCAGCAUCCAGACCCGCUCGUUGUCUCUGCUCAUAUCUCAGACUUGAUCCCAACCUGCAGACUAUCUUCUUCUGAUGUCUAAUCCAUCGAGAUCCUUUACUUCACACAAAGAGCACCAGCGUACACACACAGCAUAGAGACACUGCAAGGCUCAAAAGAGUCGUUGCUAUCGGCAACUAUAUCAGCCAACGAGGAGGCAAUGACUAUCUUGGAAGAAGUGAUCAUGUACACCUUCCAGCAAUGUGUCUACUAUAUCACCAAGGUAAUCCCGCAGCCUAGGGUCUCUUAUGUAGUGUUACCAGGUUUGUUGGACUGUAAUCCAUUCCCAGUCGACAGCUCUGAGCCCUGCUGGAAAGGAGGUGUAGGGUUUCCUGAACCUGUGCGCAGGGUCCUGCAGGUGUUUCAGAAUGGCCAGGAGCUUUUGCAGGGCUUCCAGGUUCACCUGGAAAUUCAGGCUCAGAUGUUCUCUUACCUCUUCUUCUUCUCCAACGUUUCGCUGUUUAACCAGCUAAUGGACAAAGGUCCAUCUCGGGGUUGGUUCCAGCGCUCAAAGUGUUUGCAGAUUCAGGCUUGUUUGCGGAUGGUCAUGGAGUGGGCGAGCAAGUCCGGUCUGGGACAUCUGGCCGACAAUUUCUUUACCAAACUGAACAGCACUGUGUCCAUACUGGCCACGCCCCCACAACAGCUUGUGCAGUUGAGUUGGCGAGCUUUGUCCAGUGAACACCCGGCUCUGAAACCUGUCCAGCUGCACAGGAUUCUCACCCAGUACCAGCUCACUGGAGAGAUAGGCCCCGUCCCAACAUGGCAACCCAGCAGCGAGGAUGAGGCGUAUAUAUACAGAACAGUGGACCUCCUGGAGAGCUUUGAGAACCACCCUCCCAUAGUGCUGCCCAGCUCCGGCUUCAGAGUGGACCUAGACAGCGAGUGUGUGGAAGACAGCGUCUACAGACAGCUGCUCUACAUUCGCCACUACCUGUGGGGGCUACGCACCAAGACGCAAACACACACCAACACUCCCAGUGUGCACACACACUCCAACGGAACCAACACAGCUGACUGGCCCGACGUUCAGAGGGAGCUGCUGCCUCCGGCCCACAACAGUCCUCGCUCUGCUGGUCCUGGGGAUGAGGUGGCGGCAGAGACGGGAGAGGAGAGACGACGGGACAGACCCCCAGGCCAAUCACACACACACAGCCUCAGAAGGAACGGCACCAUCCACCACGCUCGGGCAGCAAAUCCAGACCCAUCCUGCCUGUUGACGCCUCCCAACACCCCGCUCGUACCUAGAUGAUUGGAGGAGGAGAGAGGAGGAGGAGGAGGAGGAGGAGGAGGAGGGCAUGUUAUAGGCCCCAACACCCAGACUAACGGCUGCACCAGCAGAACUGUGGCAGAGUGUAAGACCAAUGGACUCAUCACCAACGGACUGGAGGGGUGUAUUAGUGGGUGUGAGUUUCCUUUCCCUGUAUCCUCCCUUGGCGCCCCUCCCCUUCCUGAUGACUUGUGUGUGGUGUUUGUAGUGGAACUGGACAAGGGACCCUACGGACUGGGCAUGGGACUCAUAGACGGCCUGCACACUCCUCUCAACGCUCCAGGCAUCUACAUCCGGACUCUGAUCCCUGACGGACCCGCUGCCUCAGACGGCAGACUGAGAAUCGGAGAUCGCAUCCUGGCUGUGAAUGGGACCAGUCUGAUAGGAGCAGACUACCAAAGCGCGGUAGAUCUGAUUCGUCUGGGAGGAGGUCGCCUUCGUUUCCUGGUGGCCAAGUCCGACCCCGAUGUCUCAGAGAAGAUCAGUGCCUCCUCUUGCUGACCACCUCUGAGCAACACAUUAUACAAGACUGGAGUGUUAGGACAGCAAGACAACGAGAAAUACAGAUGGUGUCCACUGCCGAACGGCAUACACACAAACACACACCCGUGCGUACAUACGUGGCAUGAAAUAUGAAUGUGAAACCUAGCAACAGCACAAAGCCAAGCAAUCAAAGUGGAGAUAACGCUCCACAACUCCACCCUAUAGCUGCCAGACCUGCUUCCCUUGCGCUGACUCCUACUGGGUUUGUGUAACAGACAGAACCCGUAACCCACCUCGACAUCACAGGAAUUUGCUGCGAGGAAAAUUUGCCUAAUUAAUCAGCGUCUGAGGCGGGUGAGGUCUAACCAGCCCCUAUGCAGUGUGAUGUUGUUUGAAGCACAGUAGAUUUUAGGGUUUUAAUUUCUCUUCAGUCAGCGCUCCGAGCAUGUGCGCACAUUGGCCUUUUUCCACCAGUAUUUUAGAAUCAUUUGUAUUAGUAAUUCCGACGUUAAGUAGCAUGGUAAAAUAGCUACCCAGCUCUCAGACAAAGGGACUCAAACUGAAAAUGUACUUUAAGAUUCUAAAAGCAUUUGCAGACAAACAAGACGACAGCCUCAGUAAACAGCAGAUGUUUUACACAGUGAUUUUAGAGUGGAAUGUUUUAUAAUCCUGUUUGUUAGAAACUCCCAAAGCACUAUCACUGUCUGCUCAACAGACUAAACGAUUGUGAAUGAAUGUUGACUUUUGUACUGGAGAGUGGGUGGAAGAGGAGGCAAACUCAAGACAUACAGCCCAACUCCCCCAUUUUAUUCAUCACUGGACUCUAUACCUCCACUGGAAAACAGAUGAGCAACUGAGGCUCCACAUGCACAGGGGAUGUGCAGCUGUUGUGGGACAUUGGUUAUUAAUUACUGGAUCAUCAAGACCACAUGCUUCAGUCCAGAGUUUCUGAUGCACAAUCCUGUAGUGUUUUAAUCAGACUUUUGUUGUGAAUAUAUGCUUAUAUGUAUCUGGGGUUGUAAAUAGUUGUUUGUAAAUAUUUAACACUUGGUCUUAUAUUGUUUGGACAUUUAAAAGAGAAACUGCAUUUGGGAAAUACUUUUUUUCUGAAAUAUAUUCAUCAAUUAACACUGCAAUCUGAUGGGAAAAAAGAAACAAUAUUUUCAGGAAUACGUGUUCACAGCAGAAUUGCUCACGCAGUUAGUAAGCUGCAGUUUUGCUUCAACAGUAACUACACCCAAAUUAUAGAAAAUGUUUAUUUAACUUACAGUGGUACCUAGCUUUAUUUUGUUUUCUUUUUCUACGUUUUGAGACACUUGUAUCUGAGAUGUUUGCCUCCACUUCCUCGUGGUUGUUCACAGCGUUUUCAAAUUACAUUUAAAACAUUCAACAGCAGCUAUUGAGCCACAAUCUACUGACCUCACUAUGGACUAUUUCAUUGAUAUAAAGUAGUCCCUACAAACACUGUUCACUGUGGGAUCAGUGGAUUAUGCAGAGUGACUGCAACAUUUUUCUGGAAGAAGUUUUUUUUUUUUUUUAAAGCAACUUCUGUGAGCACAAACAUUCACCUCCAUUUUUUUGGGGUGGAGGCAAAAUCUCAGGUAUAUAAUCUAGGCAAGCAAAACCAAAACGAUCAGCAAGGUUAGAUCAUGUUUCCAUGUAAUUUGGCUGUACUGACCCCUUAAAAAGAAGUCCAGCUAGAACAAUAACAGGUCACCUUUUAAAAAGUCCUUAAUGCAAAGCAUAGGUCACUACAGAAAAAAAGGCAUGCUUAGUCAGUUCUAUGCUGCCUGGCCUUCUGUUCUGACCCUUAGCUCAUUAGAUCUCCCCUGGACUAAUUUCUUAUGAUUUAAACAAUGGUUACAGUUUUAGUCUGAACGUUGUUUCUUUUUUCCCCAUCAGCUUUGUUAUACUCUCCACUUUUGAUUCUGUUAAUUUCUUUGCAGUACAUUUUAUUUUUGUGGGUCUUAAGGUUUGUAUUACAUUGAUCUCGUGCAUGUCUAUUCUUCUCUGUUAAUUAUUUAUACUGUUUAAAAAAUAAUGGUACUUAAUAAAGAUUGUUGGAUACUUGCAUUUUUCUGCUUGGAAACCCAAUGUUACCAAAUGUAAGAAGUGUGACAGAGACCCAAACAUGGCUGACACCUGGUCACAGAGAAGACAAUGUAAUAUUUAAGUCAAUGAGGAAUUUUAAUUUGUGCUACACAUUUUAACAAAUCACAAAAACAGGAACAUUUAAAAAUACAUAUACUUCUCUAUUUCCAGAAUGUUUACGUAUUGAUGACAGCUGUUUUUACAUCGAGCAAAAUAUUUUUUUUCCAAAAAUCAGAAAAAAAUACCUUCUAAAUAGCUUUGUCAUUUAGCAGAAAGAGCAGCAUACAAUCAUUACGCAUCUUUUUUUGUUUUUCUAAUGUGCAACAACAAUCACUGAAAUCUUGCGCAAAUGUGCCUGUUUGCCAGCUAAAAAUGAGGCCUGUGCAAGGACAUUCGGAAAAGCUAAAGGCGGAGUGAGAAAGAGAUUAGAGAGGGAGGAGGGAAAGUGCUGAAGAAUAUCUAAUUAAGGCAGUGUCUGUGACAGGAAUUGCCAACAGCUUGAUGCCUCUGUAGAGACUGCAGAGAUAGAAACUGCUCACUGAGGAGAGGGAGAGAGGUAGAUGGGGGAAAUUGAAAGCAAAAGUGUAGGGAGUCAAGAGUAUAAAAUUUGUCAAAAGUACCAUACAGAAAGAAAGGAA